AGCCAAGUGGAAGAGUCCAGCCCCACCGGAUGGUGAGAACAACAACAUGAUCAACUUGAAUGCAUCACAUGCCCACCGCCAUAGCUUCAUUCUGACAGGUAUCCCAGGAAUGCCAGACAAGAACCCAUGGUUGGCCUUUCCCCUGGGAUUUCUCUACACACUCACACUCCUGGGAAAUGGUACCAUCCUAGCUGUCAUCAAGGUGGAGCCGAGUCUGCAUGAGCCCAUGUAUUACUUCCUCUCUAUCUUGGCUCUCAGUGACAUUAGUCUCUCCCUGUCCACCUUGCCCUCCAUGCUCAGCAUCUUCUGGUUUAAUGUCCCUGAGAUUGUUUUUGAUUCAUGCGUCACACAGAUGUUCUUCAUCCAUAUAUUUGGAAUAGUAGAAUCAGGAGUCCUAGUGUCCAUGGCCUUUGACAGAAUUGUGGCCAUCCGAAACCCAUUACACUAUGUUUCCAUCCUCACUCAUGGUGUUAUUGGAAAGAUUGGAAUAGCUAUCUUCACCCGGGCAGUCUCUGUGGUUUUCCCUGUGCCCUUCCUUAUAAAGCGCCUACCCUUCUGCCAUUCCAAUAUCUUGUCUCAUUCAUAUUGUCUUCACCAAGACAUGAUGCAGCUAGCCUGUGCCAGCACCCGCAUCAACAGCCUCUACGGCCUCAUCGUCGUCAUCUUCACACUGGGGCUUGAUGCCCUCCUCAUUCUAAUGUCUUAUGUAUUCAUCCUGAAAACUGUGCUGGGCAUUGCCUCCAGUGGUGAAAGGCUCAAAACCCUCAGCACCUGCCUGUCUCACAUGUCCGCUGUGCUCCUCUUCUAUGUUCCUUUUAUUGGUGCCUCCAUGAUCCACAGAUUUGGGAAGCAUUUACCACCAGUAGUGCACAUGCUCAUGGCCAAUAUAUACCUGCUGCUCCCCCCUGUGCUAAACCCCAUUGUCUACAGUGUGAAGACCAAGCAGAUUCGGAGAAGGAUCAUCCAAGUGUUCCAGAGGAGAAAAAACAGGGCCUAGUAGAAUGGAAUCGUGUAAGAAGCAGAGUAAGUAUCCACUGUAAGAAUUAAUUAAUUUUCCACAGUUAUGGCGCAUCAAAUUUUGCACAUCUGGGGAAAUGCAGAAAUGGGUAAGGUUUGUGGGUGAAGAUACAUAACAGGUCAUUAUUGUUCUGUAUAUACUGUAUUUUGGAAUGUCUGCGUUUUGACAUAUGGUGUCACAAAAUCUAAUUUAUUAAGUAGUUUCAAACUUUUCUUUGACACUGGAGAUGAGCAUCAGUGAGAACAAAUUAUCACAUCUAUCCAGAUAACACUUAUGUAUGUUUAUUCAUAAAAUAUUUAGUUAUAUUUCACCCUUGGUUAUCAAUUUAAUAAUAAUUACAGUAAGAAAGAUUCAAGAAGUUCUAUAGUGCUGCCAAAGGUUUUGGCAUCUAAUAUUUUUUUUCUCAAAAUAAAGUAAGGAAAAGUGUUAUAGGAUCAAAAAUAUAUCUUUAUGUUUAGGAAUUUAUUGGUAAUGGAUAUCUGUGAUGAAAUAAAAGUAGGCAUAUCUGUGGUUCCCUGAUGCAUACUUUCUCCCUUUCUAUGACAUCGCUUCUGUACAUAUUUAUCAUAGUUCUAGUUUCUUGCCAUGUACUUAGUAGAUUAAUAGGUAUUCUGUGUUUACUCUUUGACUCAGUGUAAGUGACAUUAAUUUCAUUGUAUACUAGACGAUGCAGUAAAAUUUUGCUGAGUAAAGUUAUUCCUGGGUUUUGUGUAAGGUAAGUGAAGAUUCUCGGCACAGAGAAGUUAAAAAAUUGAAGGUACACAAUGUGGGUAUAUGUGCAAUGUGACUGCGCAGUGAGUCUAAUACAUGCUUUAGGAAUUGUGUUAAUUAUUAUGCAACAAAUUUGCUAGAGUAAUUACUUAUUCACUCAAUAAAUAUUCAUUGAAUGCUGAUGAAAUGCUGGUCAUGAUGCUAGACGUUGGAGAUACAGGGAAAAAUGCAUCCGUUUUCUGGAUGACUUUUCUGUAGAAAAAUAUGCACACAGGCAAUUAUAAGGCAAUUAUCUAUUACAUUAUAAUAUCUCAUUUAAUUUGCUAAUAUGAAAUAAAAUAUGCUAGUAGCUUCUAUAGAGUAUAAUGGUAAAUUUCCCCAACAACUUUGAGAAAAAGUGUUCAUAAAUAUUUAUACAUGAGGGAAAUGAGACUUAAAGUAACCGAGUAACUAUUCAAGGUUAUACAGUUUCCAAGUGACAGGCCUAGAUUCAAAAUAUGUAAUUGUAUUGUUUGGCCCAUGUGAAUGGCAUUUCUAAUUUUUUACAAAUCUCUCUCUCCUUACAAAAUCAUAAGGACCAAGUUCAAUGUUUGCUCUGUGUCUUCCCCAUGCCCCACAUUGGUGCUCAAUAUAUUCUUCCUGCUCAAAAAACAAAACAAAAAAAAAAACAGAAACUCCUACUUUUAAGUAGAAUACUUUUGGCGUUUCAGACCCCUUUUCAAUAGAUCUAUGCCCUUAAGUACCCCUGCCAAGGAGGAAUUCAUAAAUAUACAGACUUCCUUGUGUACACAUAAACACUUUCUCAGGGACGUAGGCAGCCCUGGUCAUUGAUUGCUAUUCUGAGAAGGGAGGAAAUAGACAAACUUUCUGGAGUUAGGAAGGGGGGAAACUUUUCCAGUCACACACUAAAGAAAGGCCCGAGCUGUGACUCCUGGGAGAUGCCAGGUCUCCGGCUACUGCAGUGCUUCUCUUCCUUUGCUAUUCCUAAGGCAAUCUCAGGCCUAAUGUCCAGGACCUUGGGAAAAGGAUAAUACCUCAGUGCUCAUUUCUUCUGUAGCUGUCACUAGAAGUAUUGCCAUUGUCAAUGAUCCCAUAAACAACAAUGCACUCUGGGCUCCUGUACUCGCCUAUUCAGUGAGAACGAGAGCUCCCAGAGAAACAAUACAGUGGCUUAUUCACUUUUUAGAAAGCUAUGUGAGGCCUCUUUAGAACACAGUAUUCAUCAUUCACAUAUUUCUUCAUGGAACAAAUCAACUUGGCCUAUUUAGCACUUACUCUAUUCCAGGCUGGUAAGUGUUGGGCAACCAGUAGUAAGAAUGAUUUAAUAGUCAC
Molecule: messenger RNA, 3061 nt
Organism: Cebus imitator (Panamanian white-faced capuchin)
Lineage: Eukaryota; Metazoa; Chordata; Mammalia; Primates; Cebidae
Product: olfactory receptor 51H1-like
Exons: 1
Coding region: 47-997 (316 amino acids)
Biological process (GO): G protein-coupled receptor signaling pathway
Cellular component (GO): membrane
Molecular function (GO): olfactory receptor activity; G protein-coupled receptor activity
Source: RefSeq, a predicted model, not a curated record